Molecule: messenger RNA, 1091 nt
Organism: Cornus florida
Lineage: Eukaryota; Viridiplantae; Streptophyta; Magnoliopsida; Cornales; Cornaceae
Product: vesicle transport protein GOT1
Exons: 7
Coding region: 310-708 (132 amino acids)
Biological process (GO): retrograde transport, endosome to Golgi; endoplasmic reticulum to Golgi vesicle-mediated transport
Source: RefSeq, a predicted model, not a curated record
ACGAUUCUUCGAUUCUUCUUUUUCAUUCUAAAUUCUAAGUUGCUCCCUUUAUUUCCUUCCUCCCAGUCAACGAAACCAUACGAAGGAAAGGCUCUUGCUUUAUCCAAGUUUCUAUCAUCUCUGAAAACAAUAAUAAAAAGAGGGUUAUGAUGCGAAAUUACCUAAGACGACGAUGAAGGCGAGAUUUUCCCACCUGUUUGAUUGUUGGGUGCGAACACAAAUCCCUAGAUAGUUUGAUGCGUAGGCAGUGUUUGUUGAAAGGCGCUUGUAGUUUGCUACCAUUAAGGGAGUUUUUCCAUUGUCAACAAGAUGGCUUACGAGAUAACUGAACAAAAAAAGAUCGGACUAGGUCUCAUCGGUUUCGGAGUUUUUUUCUCAUUUCUUGGUGUACUCCUGUUCUUUGAUAGGGGCUUGCUUGCUCUGGGAAAUAUACUUUGGUUAGCAGGGGUGGCUCUUCUACUGGGUUGGGGUUCUACGUUGAAGAUAUUCACAAAUAGAUCCAACUACAAGGGUACCUUGUCUUUUCUUCUUGGGCUCUUCUUCAUAUUUGUUCGUUGGCCAAUAGUUGGGAUAUUCUUGGAAAUAUAUGGUUGUAUAGUUCUCUUCGGUGAGUUUUGGCCAUCCGUCAAGGUUUUUCUCUAUCAGAUUCCUGUUUUUGGGUGGAUUCUACAAUAUCCUGUUAUGCUUCUUGAUCGCCUGAGGAGUUGAUACUUGAUUUGGGCUAAUCAAAUUUAUGGAUCAGAACAGGGUUGUCAUCCCCUGCUAUUGGCCGUAGUUAAAUCUCUGAUGAUUCCAAGCUGAAUUUUUAAGUGCUCGAAGAAUCCAACAUUUAGAUGAGAGGAUGUUAAAAAACUUGGAUAUCAUUUGUUGACAGCAACAUAGGGAAGCAAUUUUCCAUUUCUUUCAGAAUUUAUAUGUUUUCAAAUGAAUUGUGUAAAAUGUGGUGUUCAAUUAUGCCAAGCUUGUAACUGUCUGGCUCAAUCUUAUGGUCCAUGGCGCUCAAAAACUUUUAAUUAUUGCUAGAUUUGUAGCAUUUUCAGUAGUUUUUUGUGCCUUUGAGAUGGUAAUAAAAGUCUUUAUUUAUUUAUUUA